Physella acuta is the source of this 3816-nucleotide messenger RNA. RefSeq lists its product as uncharacterized. Gene Ontology annotation, molecular function: GTPase activity; GTP binding. The record is from RefSeq and is a predicted model, not a curated record. NCBI's taxonomy places the organism in Eukaryota, Metazoa, Mollusca, Gastropoda, Physidae.
AUGCCACAAUUUAGUGAUAGGCUUAUUUUGGAAAAGAGGGCGUUUGAUGUCAUUUGUGGAAAAACUCCGUUCCAAUGUCUAGACUCUGCGGGAAAAACAACCAUUUUGUAUCGAUUGAAAUUGGACGAUCUUGUGACCACGAUUCCUACCAUAGGUUUCAAUGUGGAAAGUAUUCAGUAUAAAGAUCUUCACCUCACAGCAUGGGACAUUGGCAGUCGAGACAAAAUUCGCCCCCUGUUCAGACACUAUUAUAAAGGAGCCGAUGCUGUCGUGUUUGUGAUUGACAGCCAUGAUCCAGAAAGAUUAGACGAGCUCAAUUAUGAUGUCAUCAAGCCAGCAGUGAAUGCAGAAGAAUUGACCAGCGCUGUGUUCCUGUUCCUGGCCAACAAAAUUGACUUGCCAGACACAAUGUCUGUGGAUGAGAUUUCAGACAAACUUGGGCUGAAAUGUCUCAAACAUCCAUGGGGAAUUAUCCCAGUCAGCGCUGUGAGUGGAGAGGGCCUGCAAGAUGCUCUACAGUGGCUGGCCGUCAGGCUAGGCUCAGCACAGGUCAAGCCAAGAAACUUUGCUGCAGCCCAGCCUCAACCACAACCAAAGCCAAAGUCUAUAAAAGACUGCCGCACACAAUCCUCAUUGUCAUCUGCCUCGUCCUCGGCUACAUCCAAAACAGACAAUUCCAAAGCCGGUUCCAAAGUCACGGCAUCCGGAGCAAGUCCUCAAAAACCUGUCAUUUUUGUGAACUCUAAGCUCUACAUGGAUAACAGACCAACUCAUUCACAGUCUUUGAGCUCCACCGAUAACGCAUCGACUCCAAUUUCAGUACCUCAUUCCUCGCUCUCAUCUCCAUGCAGUAACUACAAGUACGCAGCAUUUACACCUAGAAAAACCCCAGGGAGUGUUAUGAAUUCUUUUUCUUCCUACUCAAUAGCACAGUCUAUGAGCCAGGAUAUGACCAGGAGAAAAUAUAAUGCCAUUUCUAACAGUGAUAUCCGCAGACUGAGCUGUGCAUCGUUAAACGACUCUCCGGGUGCUAGAAAAUUAAGCGCUGCAUCGUUGCUAGACUGUCCUAGUGCUAGGAAGAUGAGCUCCGUGUCGUUGAUGGAGUCUCCCUACCGGAGAAAAAUGAGUACAUCUUUUGUGAUUGACCCACCCAAUUACAGGAAGUUCAGCUCCGUCUCGUUAAUGGACACACCCUCAGGAAGAAAAUUAAGCGUGGCUUCCCUUGGAGAUCCAAGGCUUACUGAUACGCCAUACGGGAGAAAGGUUGGUGACUCGGCACCAGGGGAGCAGCUCCUGUCUGAUAGAAAGUUGAGUGCUGUUUCUCUGGGAGAUUUUCAGUACGGUAGGAAACUCAGCAAUGCCUCGGUUUCAGAUUCCAAAGAUGAAAUCGAAAAACCCAAAAUGUCAUAUUUGACGACAGCUCCAACAUCACUGUCUACUCCACCGACUGCUAAACGUCGAUCCGAAGAUCUGUCUUUGCAAGGCUUUGGCAACUUUACACCAAUAAUGGCGGAUUACAUCCACAAUGACAGAAAAGACAGCGACACUUCAGCUGAUUCUCUCAACAUUGUCUCCCCUUCAGAACAUAUCCAACCACACUUACGUCCCCUUGGCUUAAAGAAAUCUCCCUUUUUAUCAAAUUCAGCAAAAUACGUUGUCAAUUCCAUUGAAGCUGAGAAGGAAACACAUUACGAAGAAAUCCUUCGCCUUCUACCUGAAAGAUAUACAAACUUAAAUUCAUUCCAAGACUCACUAUUGGCUGCAAACAGUCACAUAGAUAACACUGAAAAAAUGCUUAACGCCCUGGAUCAGACGAAUGGGAAUAUUUCUAAUAUACCUAAUCAAAAUGAUGUUCAGUUUAAUAAAAAUAAACAUAAUAGAAAGAAUAAUAAACCUGCUAGGCAGUCGAGCCAAGAAUCUGACAGCUCAAACUCCAGCAAUGAAAAACGUUCUAACCUAGACUUGUUCUGCACUCCUAGCAGGCGCUGGAACCUCCAAUCUCGAAGAGCUCGGAAUCAGUCUAAUGACAAAAAUAUGCCAGUAAUGUCUACAACCAUGCGCGGAGCUUACUGCUCUAGGGCCUACAGUGCAAUCAAGUGUUUAUUCUUCAGGCCAACCAAAGCAGAAAUGCAGCAGGAAACUAAUAGUAUCAGCAGCGAUGAUGAACAGGAGCCAUGCUUGGAUAAUAAUCCAGGGGAUAUAACUGCAAUGUCACAGGAUAAAAUCAAAGAAAAUAGAGAACCAGAGUUAAACAUUAUAGUUACAGCGCCGCAUGAGGUAACAGUGGAUAUGAAGUUCGACGAAUUUGAAGAAUGUGAUAUAAGCCUAGAUGAAACAUGAUUUUUUUUUGUGUGAGUCCCAACAACUAAUUUAUAAAAAAUAUAUACAAUGUUGUAUUAAUGUUUAAAGAUGUAAUACUGUUUUUUACUUAAAAUUCAAAUUUUCUUACCCGAGAUGUAUAUUUUAUAUUACAUUACAAAUACACUAUACCCUACCAUGCAGAAUGUGUGUUUAAAACCUUGUUUACAACUCAUGUAAAACAAAAAUCUGUCCACCAACUACUACUGCUACUUAUCUAUUUGUAUCAUUGAUGAAGUUAUUGAAAAAUUAUAGUUUUUUCCUUGUAAUUUUUUUUUAAAAACCAUUUUCAAAAAAGAUGGGUGAAAGCUAUUGAAAACUAAUUAUAAUAAUUUUUUAAUUAAAUAUUUGAUGAUAAAUACUAGUCUUACAGAUAGUUACAUAUACAAAAUUGAUUGCAAGUUUAAAAUAAUUUAUUCUUGUGUUUUUAAAAACAUUCACUUGUUUUCACUUGUUUAUUAUUUUAUGAUUUGUUGUAAAAUAUUUGUUCAAGUUGUUAACUGUAUUUGUGUUUUUAUAUUUAAUUUAACCACAAUCAUGGGCUGACAAGAUCCUUUCCCCAGCUGUUGUUGUGAUACAUACCAUAACUUUAGGGUACAAUUUUCAUUUUAUUUUUAGGCAAACUCUUUUUAUUUAAUUGUUUAAUUACAAUAUUUUACGAAAAAGAAUUUUAAACAAUUUUAUGCAGUUGUGUUUAUUAAGUCUUCAAUUACAAUAAAUGCAAGUAGUUUUUUCUGUAUUUUCUAAAUACAAUUUGGCUUAUUCAAAAGUGGAAAUUAAAAGCAGAUGAAAAAUAAAUAAUUUUACAAUUACCUAAAUGUUGUAUUUUAAUUCCAACUCUUAUUAUAUUUGAACAACACUUUGAUAUAAUUUACAAGUUGUCAUUUGAUAAAACACAUUUAAAAUUAUUUUGUUGUUAAAAACUCCCUUGUAUGUUCUUAUAGUAUCAGAUAAGUAAGAUUUUUAAAAAUGUUUAGAUGCAUACUAAUAGAUAAAGCAAUGAUUUGCAGCAAUUUAUUUCAAGUUUAUUUUUUUUAUUUUUUAAUUAUUUAUACUACUGUUGUGAUUUAAUUUUAAAUCAUGUAUUUUGUUUAUUGUAAAUAUCUUUUUAUUGAAUCAGUUUUAACUGAGCAUAUGAAACUGUACCUACAUUUUAGAUAUAUUAGAAACAUUGAUUUUAAAGCUUACUUUUAAAAUAUUUCAAGUUCAUUAGGUUCUUUAAGCAAAAAAAAUAAGAUGGCUAUCAUAUUGAUAUCAUUUUUUAAUUUUCACUCUGUACAUUACUAAAAUGUUAUGAUCUAAUACUUACUUCUCUAUAGCAAGCAGGUAUUAAUUUCAUCAAGACAACAAAUAUAACCUAACUGUAAUGGUAAACUACUGUUGGGCUUUAAUAGUUCUUUAAAACUGUGCUUUACAUUUCAUGGAUGUUAAAAAUAAUUUAAAACACCUGAAUUCUUA